Messenger RNA from Petromyzon marinus (sea lamprey), 5306 nucleotides. RefSeq names its product transforming growth factor-beta-induced protein ig-h3. The record is from RefSeq and is a predicted model, not a curated record. Gene Ontology annotation, molecular function: cell adhesion molecule binding. NCBI's taxonomy places the organism in Eukaryota, Metazoa, Chordata, Hyperoartia, Petromyzontiformes, Petromyzontidae. Gene Ontology annotation, biological process: cell adhesion; extracellular matrix organization. Gene Ontology annotation, cellular component: extracellular matrix.
AGCCCCUAUAUAACGACGGCAGAGCGACGGAGGCCACCCCAUUCGUGUCGAUGCUCGGCUCCCUGGGAACCUGCACCAUGCUGGCCUCGUGUCUCCUCGCCGCGCUGGUGCUCUCGCUGGUGGCGGACGCUUCGCACUUCGACCGCACCGUGUCCCACAGUCGCAUCCGCGGCCGGACACAAGGGGCCAACGUGUGCGCCGUGCAGAAGGUGGUGGACACGGAGAAGAAAUACUACUCCAACUGCAAGCAGUGGUACCAGAAGCAGAUCUGCGGAAAGAAAACGAUUGUGACCUAUGAGUGCUGUCCUGGCUACGUCAGAGUGGACGGCGUCGAUGGCUGUUCGGCAAUCACCCCCAUCGUGAACGUUUACGAGACGCUGGAACCCAUCGAGGCCACUCUCACGCAGAAAUACUCGAACCAGUCGGGACUGCGGCCUGAGAUCGAGGGGCCUGGCGCUCACACCAUGUUCGCUCCCAGCAAUGAGGCGUGGUUAGAGCUACCUAAGGAAGUUCGCGACUCGCUCACGACCAACGUGAACAUCGAGCUGCUCAACGCUCUGCGCUACCACAUGGUGGACCGGCGGCUGCUCACGAGCGACCUCAAGGACGGCACGGUGCUCACCUCCAUGUACGAGAAGCAGAAGCUCUACGUCAACCACUACCCCAACGGGAUCAUCACCAUGAACUGCGCCCGUCUCAUCCGCCCCAACCACCUGGCGACCAACGGCGUGGUGCACGUGAUCGACCGCGUCGUCGUGCCCGUGUCAAACCAGAUCGGCGAUGUCAUCAGCUACGACGAGGACAUGGAGUCGAUGCGGGCGGCAGUGGAGGCCUCCGGACUGAUGCCAUUGCUCAACUCGGAGGGGCCCAUCACUCUCUUCGUGCCCAGCAAUGAGGCGUUUAAAAAAAUCCCCAAGGGAACGCUCAACAGAAUCCUGGCAGAUCCUCCGGCACUCAAGGCCAUGGUGAACAACCACCUCAUUUCGUCCCUGCAAUGCUCCGAGUCCAUCCUGGGCACCACCGCCGUGGAGACGGCCGAGGGGACGAAGCUGCAGGUCACCUGCAACGGCGACGACAUCACCCUGAAUGGGAAGGUGAACGUGAUCCGGAAGGACAUCGUCACCACCAACGGGGUCAUCCACCUCAUCGACGACCUGCUGCUGCCCGACACAGCCAAGGACGUGUUCGACGUCGCCGAGAAGUACGGCGUGGAGACCUUCAUGGACGUGUUCGCGGAGGCCGGCCUCAAGUCCAGCCUGAAGGUGGGAGAGGAGUACACGAUCCUGGCGCCCAAGGACAGCGCCAUGGAAGAUUCCACGAUUUCGACGUCGUCGGACAGCACGAGGAAGAUGCUGCUCAAUCACGUGAUCCGUGGCCGCCACCUCUCCAAUCAGCUGUAUCACGGCCAGAAACUCGAGACGCUGGGUGGGCAGCAGCUGCGCGUCUUCCUCUACCACCGGGCGAUCUGCAUCGAGACGUCGUGCGUGAACGUGCGCGACAAGUCCACCAACACGGGCGCGCUCUUCGUGCUCGACAAGGUCAUCAAGCCGGCCACCAGCACCGUCAUGGAGCUCCUCCGCAACGACGCUCGCUUCAGCACGCUGCUGUCCCUGGUGAACGUGGCUGGAAUGGCACAGAAGUUCGGGCGCCAGGGCGAGAUGACGCUGUUUGCACCCACGAACGAGGCCUUUAAAUCGCUGGGGCCAGCCGAGCUCAGCAAACUGAAGCGGAACCGCAAGGAGCUGGCCGCUCUGAUCAAUGGGCACAUCAGCCAGGGCAUCCUCGUGAGCGGGGGCAUCGUCCCCGUGGGCAGUAACCUCGUGAAGACGGCGCAGGGCACGCGCCUCGACGUCAUCGUGAGGAAUGGCACCACCUACGUCAACAACAAGAAGAUGGUGCAGGCCGACAUCCUGGGUGUGAACGGAGUGAUUCACGCCAUCGACGGGGUCAUCCUGCCCGGGGCUCAAUGGACCAAUGCCAUGGUGAACGACCGGCCCAUGACUGACGAACAGCUCGCGAUCUUUCAGCGCUUAACUGGACGGAAACACACUCUGAGACCGAGGCGCAUGUGAGGACGGUCGGACUGCGGACGCCGUGGUGAAAACACGAACAGAAACAAGAGGGUGCUCAGAAGAAGAACUACCAGGGCCACAGUUGAGCACAUUAAUUCCAUAUUCAGGUUUUUUUUUUGUAUGCACGGAUUUUCAUUGAGAAAUAGUUGGUACGGCGGAACCUGUCUUCAAGAGAUUUAUUUUUUUUAAAAAACGACUCCCAGCCCCUCGGCUCGAAGUCGUUGAUUAAUUAAUCGGGGACGGAGUCGCGGCGCGGUGCGUGCCGCUUACGAGGUCACCGCCGGUCACGCACUCCGCCGUGGCUUUGUGGACACGGUCCCAACGCCCCCCCCCCCCCCCCCCCCCAGAGUCAAUGAGGGCAAGCGCGCGACAACGCUGUACUCUUGUCCGGCCUUCUCGUCUCUCGCGCCUCAACGACAAAGGCGAAGGCCACGGCAGACUUGAAAAAGCGACACGCUACACCGCAAUGCAAGCAACUGCCACGGACAAGCACGUACGAGUGUGCGCGAGCGUGUGCGAGUGUGUGCGUGUACAAAGCUGUAUACAUACGCAGUCUGGUUUUUGAGGUCAACUCAGCUCAUCGUCACCUUAGGGGCUAUUAAAAUGAGCGCUACUAUGGAUAGACUGGUUUUCCAUCUUGGUAAUGUGGAAUUUCCACCGCAACCAAUAGACAUGUAUGGCAUCAGAAACUUGCUCUACCGUGGGAGCGCUUUUGUUCUGUAUCAUUACACGCCGUAUUUAAACUUAAACUCACAGCCUCUUGUCAAUCCACUGGUGGAUCAGGACCUCCCCAUGGUGUGCCGGUCGCGGAGGUUGUUUGACCAUACUUCACCACGAUGGUCACUGCGGUGUUGGUGAUGUUAGUCAUCCACUAAGACCACCAGGUUCAUAGUGCAGUCUGCUAACCGCUGAACAACUAUAUUCACGUAUAGUCUGUUGAGUUUGUAUUUUAUUUAUCCUCUUAUCUACAUGUAAUAAAAUAUAUUGCUUAUUUAAUCGAUACGAUAUUAACAUGUAGGCAAUUGUUACAGCUGCAAUAAUUAUCCACAAGUUAUGAAGAUAUUUUAUUUUUUCGAAAUAGAUGGAUGAAAAAAUAUAUAUUUUGUUGGCGAUAUGACCUUAAUUGGAGCUUUGUUGAACAUUCGCAGUCAGGUAAUGAUGCUGUUGAGAGGUUGCGUGCCCAAGCUUAUGGAGUGAGCUCACGGCCUCCUCUGCCGCUGAUGGCUCCACGCGGCUCUUGACGAUAGGCUCGCUGGAAGAAAAAAAAAUACCUCCCGACGGGGAAGUGAGCCUGCGAGGAAAAACAUCGGGAGCAAUCGCACGACACUUAAUGUCAUUUUUCUGUGGAAGCGCAAAGCUUCAAAGGGCACUCCCUUGCGUCACAGCAGACGUGAGCGACGCCCCACUUAUGCCGCUUUUUUCCAAGCCGGGGGCGUUUUCGGAAAACGGGAUUUCAGAAUGUUAAAUACCUCCUCGCAACAACAACAGCAACAAGAAGAAAACAACAGUGGCCGGUACUCUUCCUGCUCCUCUGGAAGGGUUUUUUCGUUUUUUUGUUUUUUGCCGAGUGGCUGCGUGUUGAGGAAGAGCUUGAGCUGCUUCACAUUUGGCUCCUCAAAAACGCACCCAUCGCGUGGGGCGAGACGUCGGACAUUGUUGCCAAAACGACGCGAGAGCACCGCCGGAAAACGCAUCUGAGAAGCCAAUCGGUUGGGCGUUGUUGGCAACCCAUUGGGGGUGGGGGGCGAGGUCACCAGGGAAGGUCAAAUGUCAGUUAGGGUCACCGCAGGUUAUUGGCAACCCAUUGGGAGAGGCGAGGGCACCAGGGAAAGUCAAAUGUCAGUUAGGGUUACCGCAGGUUAAUGCUUGAAACUACAAUUAAAUUAAAGCUGCGCGUUGUUGCUGCGGCAAACAAGACUUCCAACCACACAGCCACAGUAAGGCUACACGUUUUCAAAUAAAUGAAGUCAGAGUUUCUGUUCUGACGGACACUGGGUGGUGAUUCUCUCCUUUGGACCGGUGGUGGAAAUUCCACAUUCCUAUGGAGGCCACUAGUCGCCCCACCCCCCUUCAUACAACCACUGUUCAUCCCCCCAACCUGUGGAUAGUAGCCUCACCAAAUGGUGCUAAUUUACUGGCCCCAGAGAGAUGACGACGAAUGAUGAUGACGGUGCUGGCGCUGAGCUGACCUUGAUCAGGAUUUAAAUCAUCAACCUCAUGAUUGGGAGCCAUGCUGUCCCAAAAAACUGAGCUCUAUCCAAACCAUUUUAAAGCAAUCUGCACGUGAUAUCUCUCUGCUAUCAUCACAGGAUGGGUGUCUUUACCAUUUUUUCUCGUGUUAGCUUAUUGAACAGGUUCCGCUGUAUGUCAGAUAAACACAUAUAGUCGUUUGUAAUGUGUUGUAGAAUGUAUGACGUUUUUUUUUCCUUAUCAUUAUUAUUUGUUUUGAAUAUCAUACUGCCAACUUUUUUUUUCUUCUUGUAUUAUUUACGUUGCAAAUAUUAAUGCCGCACAUUUGAAUCUGCCUCAAAGUGUAAACCCACUCAGAAUUAAUCAUCGAAAGCCACUGUAUUUUUGUACAGUUUUAUUUUUACCUUCAUUCUCUCCCGAACGUCAUCACGGCAAUUCUAAACUUCAGCGGCUGUGCAUUUACCACGAAUCAAUGUAGAGGAAAUACCAUCCCUCAUUUUAAGGGACAAUGUAUGUUUUCAUUCAUUGAUAAGCUGACACCACAUAACCCAUCCUUGGCGUACCUUGAGAUCAACGCCUGGGCUUAUCCUUGGGUUAAAUUCCCCCCAUCACCUCCUUGUUAGAGUGGAACAUUCCAAAUUGAACAUACCAGCGGCGGUGCAUUCGCACGUCUCACUGCAUGUGAGCAGUGUUUAUUUAAGAAUGUUCCACGCUUCCCGUGGGGGUGAUACAUGAGCCGCAGUUGCCCACUUGUUUAGAUUUAUCCCGACGAGGGCACGAUGUGAAAAGACAUCACCCAAGCAAUGAAUCAGUCGGCCACCCCAGCAUUUGUAAUAUUAAGAUAUAUUUUUUUUUCCUUUACGAAUAAAAAUGUAUAAUAGUGUCCGCUUGAUGACAUAUCGGAUUCCCGUAGACCAUCCGUGUGUGCAGUCGACUUGAACGUGUUUUUUUUUUACUGCAUGCAUCACCACGUGGGCGCAAAUUCUGGACGUCGAUUUGAUUGCUGACGUCGCCAAAGCUACUCAAUAAAAGUGUUUUUAUCGA